AUGGCCAGCGGAAGUGAGAGCUCGGACGAGUUUUACGAUGCACUGGACGAGAGUAUAGUGGCUAGAUCUUCACUCGAAGGCGAAGGUGGAAGGGCCCCAAGCGGUGGUGGCAGUGCCAGCAAAAGACGUUCCGCGAAUCGUACCGAAACGACUCAUACUACGGAGCACGUAACGAACAGAGAGCAUUAUGCAGCACCGUACACGGAAAUUUUGCCAUCCGUACAGCAGGACCGGAUCGGGCAGCUUGAACCAAUCGCGGACAGCACCACGAAAAGGAGUCCCCUCAAACCGGUCGCAAAAGGGCUCGCGGGAAGUGUGGCCUCCUCUGCCUUUGGUGACAAACCAUUCAAGGAACCGAAAUCGCUUCGUAGUCAGCGAUUUCACGAGUUGCGCCAAAGCAUGCAAAACGACGAAGACGAGAAUCCUGGCAAUAUUCUGACGCCUGACUCACAGAAUAGUUCGGUAGAGGGUGUGUACGUGACUAGUAGCCGAUCGAACUAUCCAUUUCGCGUGAUUGAAAGUGAUGUUGCCAGCAUCCAUAGCAUUUCCUCGCUCGGUAUUGUCGGACGCAUAAUGGCGGGUGGUAGCAUAGAUGCGAGCGCACACAGCGCAGGUUCAUCCAGUAUGAAGCAGAUGCAAGCAACAGGCAAACAACAAACCAGUAAAAAAGGCAGCAGUGGAUCAGCUAAUACAGAGGUUACCAACAGCACAAAGCACCUAGCUAACACGAAAACCACCGAUGCAGCGGUAUUCGCGGUCCCUACCACUACCACCACUAGUAACACCUCUUCCGUACCAGAGCGCCCUGUGGCACCGCCCCGUCGAAAGAAGAAAACGCGCAAACUGUCGAGCAGCUCGUCCGAACAGUGUAAUAUGAACGAAGGCCUUAAACUACCACCGGCAGACAGCUCAUCGAGCGAGUUACUCGUGGUGAAGCUACCACCGUCUGCUGGUGAUACUGGCAGCCGGGGCGUUGGUAUUGAACCGGCCAACAUCAUCACUACCAAGCACAGCAGCAGCACCGGCAGCAACGGGGUGAGCAGUGCGAGCGGGUCCGAUGUUACCACCACCGGCGGUGACAGCAAUAGUGGCCAAACGCUUCCAUCUCCUGCCACGCUCGAAUCAAUCACGCGGGAAAUUGAAAACUCGUUCGAAGAGGCGGCAAGUGCGGUGGUAGCAUCGGUCGGAACUGUUGGCGCAUCCACUGCCGGUCUAUCCUCCCUCACAAACGGUGGCAGCGGUGGUGCUGGUGGUGGUGAGGGAUCGUUGAAGCGCAUUGCGCACCAAUCGUCCACAGCAAUGGCGCUCGGCGGAAGUCAAUCCAAGUGUAGCCAUAUCAGCCCAACGGGCAGCAUCAAGAGCAUUUCCGGCCCUUCGUCCCACGUCAGCUGGACGGAUAAUGCGCAGGGACUGAACAUUUACAAGGCGACCAAGGGCCAGUACGUGGUGAAGCCGACCGAUGGUGCAUUCAACAAGGCGGAAGGACCGUCCCGGGACGAGAUUGCAAGGGUUGAGCGUAUCCGGCGGGAAUUCUUUCGUAAUGUGGGUAGCAUCGGUGCGGCUGGUAGUGGUACUGGUGGUAGCGUUGGUGGUGUCCCCGGUCUCGGUGUGGGUGGAAUGAGUAAUCAUCGUAAGAACUACUCCUUUACCGGGACGAACAGUCUCGAAGGUGGCAUGCGGCAUGGUAGCCAAACCGGCAAGCAGUUGCAUUUGCGCGAACGCCGAAAAUCUGCCGGCGACGAGGAACAGUUUAAGCAGAUGAACAUGUAUGUGCGAACGCGCACCAACUCCGGCAAGCAGCUGACGGACAUGGAGAUACUCGAGCAGGUGCCGGUGAAGAACCUGGAUACGGGUGAAAAUUUCCCGCUGUCGGCGGUAGAGGAAAAAUUGCCACACUGCAUCAAUCCACUUUCGUUACACAUCAUGCGGCUGACGAGCCACAUCCCGGAAACGGACGAAGAGUCGGUCGGACCGCAACCAGACUCGGACUCUAUACAGCCCGGUUACGAGGAGGAGCUGGAGUCGGAAGGACUCGAAGGUGGCCGACUGAAACGACGAACGGCCAGGUUGAAACGAUUCUUCCGCUCGACCGCAAAGAAAACGGUCAACAAGGCGAAAUCAAUCGCGUCGGAAGUGUCGCACGCCCGGCACAAGGAGGACGUUGCCGACAUCCAGGACGUGGGCAAUCCGGAACAGAACAUCAAAAUCAAGGCAUCCAGCACCAACAAGGGACCGUACGAUUUUGCCAAGUUGCAGCACGUGCAGGAUCUGUCCGGUGAGCACACCGUGGCGGUAUGGUGCAUGAAGUUUAGCAGCUGCGGCCGUCUGCUGGCAACGGCAGGGCAGGACCGUGUCCUCUGCAUCUGGGUGCUGAAGGAUGCAUACCCAUUCUUCCAAACGAUGCGCACGAAGUACAAUGCGUACCAGAAGUCAUCGCCCUCACCGUCGGAGGAGGCACUAAACACGACGUUCGUUACGUGUGAAUCGUUCACUGCGGAACCGUCCGACGACCCAUCGCCCGGACCGUUUAUGUCGCGUGCGUUCUGCACGUACACCGGCCAUACGUCCGACCUGCUCGAUGUAUCCUGGUCGAAGAAUUACUUCAUCCUGUCCAGCUCGAUGGACAAAACGGUUCGGCUGUGGCAUAUCUCCCGGCGCGAAUGUCUCUGCUGCUUCCAGCACAUUGACUUCGUGACGGCGAUCGCGUUCCAUCCGCGGGACGAUCGUUACUUUCUCAGCGGCAGCCUGGACGGUAAGCUGCGGCUGUGGAACAUACCGGAAAAGAAGGUCGCGCUGUGGAACGAGGUGGACGGCCAGACGAAACUCAUCACGGCGGCAAACUUUUGUGCGAACGGUAAAUUUGCGGUGGUCGGUACGUACGAUGGGCGGUGCAUCUUCUACAACACGGAUCAGCUGAAGUACCACACACAGAUCCAUGUACGGUCCACGCGGGGUCGCAAUGCUAUCGGGCGCAAAAUCAGCGGCAUCGAACCGAUGCCAGGUGAGGACAAAAUUCUGGUCACAUCAAACGAUAGCCGCAUCCGGUUGUACGAUUUGCGGGAUUUAAACCUUAGCUGCAAGUACAAGGGUUACCUAAACUCAUCGUCCCAAAUCAAGGCGUCUUUCAGCCAUGACGGCAAGUACAUCAUAUCCGGGUCGGAAAACCAGUGCAUCUACAUCUGGAAGACGCACCACGAAUACACCAAGCUAAGCUCGGUGAGGCGUGAUCGGAGCGAUUUCUGGGAAGGUAUUAAGGCGCACAAUGCCACCGUAACGUGUGCAAUAUUCGCACCCAAACCGGAGGCAAUUAUCAUGCCCGAUUUGGAUGAGUUCAACCGCAACGACAUCACCCUCAACCAAUCGCUCGUGGAGCAAAGCGUCAAAGCGUGCGGUGGGUAUGUGAUGGUGAGCGCUGACUUUAGCGGUUGCAUCAAGGUGUUCAUCAACAAAACGAAACCGAAGCACAGCAGCCUUCCGUACACGGCAAUAGCGGAUUAA
Anopheles marshallii is the source of this 3498-nucleotide messenger RNA. RefSeq names its product WD repeat-containing protein 44. Gene Ontology annotation, molecular function: protein binding. Bases 1 to 3498 code for a protein of 1165 amino acids. Lineage: Eukaryota; Metazoa; Arthropoda; Insecta; Diptera; Culicidae. The transcript is spliced from 9 exons. The record is from RefSeq and is a predicted model, not a curated record.